CGCCAGCACAUCCUGUUUUCGUUGGCCACGCUCUGAUGGCGGUCACUGCCGGAGCGCUGUCCAUCUCGUAAGGCCGGUCCUCGCUCGGUACCGUGAGGGCUUGGUUCCUCCCUCCUUUGUCCCCUUCACAGGCCUGCGCAUCGUCCCCAAGGGCGCAGGCCUUCUGCUGGCUGGCAUCAUGGGCCGGGAGUCUCGCCACUACCGCAAACGGUCAGCAUCACGAGGUCGCUCUGGAAGUCGGUCUAGGAGUCGCUCACCCUCCGACAAAAGAAGCAAACGUGGAGAUGACAGACGCUCUAGGAGUAGAGAUAGAGACAGAAGGAGAGAGAGGUCCCGGAGUAGGGACAAAAGACGAUCUCGGUCAAGGGACAGGAAGCGCCUGAGGCGUUCCAGAAGUAGAGAGCGGGACAGAAGCCGAGAGCGAAGAAGAUCUCGCAGCCGAGAUAGAAGGCGGUCAAGGAGUCGAAGCCGGGGCAGGCGAUCCCGGUCCUCCAGUCCUGGCAGCAAAAGCAAGAAGGCUGAGAAUAGGUCUAGGUCCAAAGAGAAAGCAGAAGGUGGGGACAGCUCCAAGGAGAAGAAAAAGGACAAGGAUGACAAGGAGGAUGAGAAAGAGAAGGAUGCUGGGAACUUUGACCAGAAUAAGCUGGAAGAAGAAAUGAGAAAACGGAAAGAAAGAGUUGAAAAGUGGCGGGAAGAACAACGUAAAAAGGCGAUGGAGAACAUAGGGGAGCUGAAGAAGGAGAUUGAGGAAAUGAAACAGGGGAAGAAGUGGAGCUUGGAAGAUGACGACGAUGAUGAAGAUGAUCCUGCUGAGGCUGAGAAGGAAGGGAAUGAGAUGGAGGACGAGGAACUGGACCCUUUAGAUGCCUACAUGGAGGAGGUGAAAGAAGAGGUCAAAAAGUUCAACAUGAGGAGCGUGAAAGGUGGCGGAGGAAACGAGAAGAAGUCUGGGCCAACAGUCACGAAAGUUGUUACUGUGGUAACAACCAAGAAAGCAGUAGUAGAUUCUGAUAAGAAGAAGGGAGAGCUGAUGGAGAAUGACCAGGACGCCAUGGAGUAUUCCUCAGAGGAGGAAGAAGUUGACCUUCAAACGGCCCUCACAGGCUACCAGACAAAACAGAGAAAACUUCUAGAACCAGUAGAUCAUGGAAAAAUUGAAUAUGAGCCAUUCAGAAAAAACUUUUAUGUUGAAGUUCCAGAAUUAGCAAAAAUGUCUCAAGAAGAGGUGAAUGUGUUUCGAUUGGAAAUGGAGGGCAUUACAGUUAAAGGAAAAGGUUGCCCCAAACCAAUUAAAUCUUGGGUCCAGUGUGGAAUUUCUAUGAAGAUACUAAAUUCCCUCAAAAAGCAUGGCUAUGAAAAGCCCACACCAAUCCAAACUCAAGCAAUUCCUGCUAUAAUGUCUGGACGAGAUUUGAUUGGCAUUGCCAAGACAGGAAGUGGAAAAACCAUUGCUUUUCUUUUGCCCAUGUUUAGACACAUCAUGGAUCAGAGGUCAUUAGAAGAAGGAGAGGGACCAAUAGCUGUCAUCAUGACUCCGACUCGAGAGCUGGCUUUACAAAUCACUAAAGAAUGUAAGAAGUUUUCGAAGACCUUGGGACUGAGAGUGGUCUGUGUGUAUGGAGGGACUGGAAUCAGCGAGCAGAUUGCUGAGCUGAAAAGAGGUGCUGAAAUUAUUGUUUGUACACCUGGCCGAAUGAUUGACAUGUUAGCAGCUAACAGUGGUCGGGUCACAAAUCUUCGGAGAGUGACAUAUGUUGUUUUAGAUGAAGCAGACAGAAUGUUUGACAUGGGUUUUGAACCACAGGUCAUGCGCAUUGUGGAUAAUGUCCGUCCUGACCGGCAGACAGUUAUGUUUUCAGCCACUUUCCCUAGAGCUAUGGAGGCGUUGGCCCGCAGGAUCCUGAGCAAACCCAUUGAAGUUCAGGUUGGAGGCAGGAGUGUGGUUUGCUCAGAUGUGGAACAACAAGUGAUUGUGAUUGAAGAAGAAAAGAAAUUCUUGAAAUUACUGGAGCUUUUAGGGCAUUAUCAGGAGUCAGGAUCGGUCAUUAUAUUUGUGGAUAAGCAAGAACAUGCUGAUGGUCUUCUGAAGGACUUGAUGAGAGCAUCGUACCCUUGCAUGUCUCUUCACGGAGGUAUUGAUCAAUAUGACAGGGACAGUAUCAUAAAUGACUUUAAGAAUGGAACCUGCAAGCUUCUUGUUGCCACGUCUGUUGCCGCUCGAGGUCUCGAUGUGAAACAUCUAAUUCUUGUAGUGAAUUACAGCUGCCCCAAUCAUUAUGAAGAUUACGUGCACAGAGCUGGGCGGACUGGAAGAGCGGGCAACAAGGGUUAUGCCUACACCUUCAUCACAGAGGAUCAAGCUCGAUAUGCUGGUGACAUCAUUAAAGCUCUUGAAUUGUCAGGGACGGCAGUUCCUCCUGACCUAGAAAAACUCUGGAGUGACUUCAAAGAUCAACAAAAAGCUGAAGGAAAAAUAAUUAAAAAGAGCAGUGGCUUCUCCGGCAAGGGAUUCAAGUUUGAUGAGACAGAGCAGGCGUUAGCUAAUGAGAGGAAAAAGCUACAGAAAGCUGCUCUUGGCCUGCAGGACUCUGACGACGAGGAUGCUGCAGUUGAUAUUGAUGAACAGAUUGAAAGCAUGUUUAAUUCAAAGAAGAGAGUAAAGGACAUGGCUGCACCCGGCACAUCCAGUGUACCUGCUCCAACGGCAGGCAAUGCUGAGAAGCUAGAGAUUGCCAAGAGAUUGGCUCUUAGAAUCAACGCUCAGAAGAACCUGGGCAUCGAGUCUCAGGAUGUGAUGCAGCAGGCCACCAAUGCCAUCCUCAGAGGUGGUACUAUUCUGGCUCCCACCGUGUCUGCGAAAACCAUUGCAGAGCAGCUCGCUGAGAAGAUCAAUGCCAAGCUCAACUACGUGCCUUUGGAGAAACAGGAAGAAGAGAGACAGGAGGGUGGGCAGAGCGAAUCUUUCAAGAGAUACGAGGAAGAAUUAGAAAUUAAUGACUUCCCACAGACGGCGAGGUGGAAAGUCACCUCUAAGGAAGCCUUGCAGAGGAUCAGUGAAUACUCUGAAGCUGCCAUCACUAUCAGAGGGACCUACUUUCCUCCUGGCAAAGAGCCCAAAGAAGGGGAGCGGAAGAUCUACUUGGCAAUUGAGAGUGCCAACGAACUGGCUGUGCAGAAAGCAAAGGCAGAGAUCACCAGGCUCAUAAAAGAGGAACUGAUCCGACUGCAAAAUUCAUAUCAACCAACCAACAAAGGACGAUACAAAGUAUUAUAAACAUCAGAGCCACAUUGUACCUGUGCUGUCUGUGAAGUUUACAGUGUAUUGUAAAGUAAGACUUUGAAAAAAUCUGUCUUGCUUAUUUUCUAAAUACAAGAAACCAGUGUUUGUUCAAGAGGUCGUCUGUAAGUACUACCCCAUACCCAUCCAGACUCCAUUUAAAUCAGACCUGUUUUCAGAGUGUGAUGUUCUUCAAUGUAAACCUUAGAUACCAACACUUAAAUCUCUGGAAGCAUUGGGAUUUUGUACUGAGUGCAGUAAUAAAGUAUGUCAGGCACUGAGAGGCCACUGAUAGACCCUUUCAGUGGAACUGUGGUAUGAUCAUUGCCUGAGAACAGGUAAAAAUGUCCUUGUCGUGUCUUCUUGCCACCUCUAAGCUUACAUCUCACUGGACUGAACGGGCACAUGAACUGGAUCUUAGAACGUUGUGAUAGAAGUUUACAGAACAGGCUCAGAGUUUUUAAUUUAAUUUUAUCAGAAAUGAGUAACAGUCAAGCCUUGGUUUUAUAAAAUUAAAGAUAAAUAGUAUGGGAUUUUUGCAUUUCUUUCUUAUUUCUUCCUACUUUUGAGAGAGUCCCUGUGGAGCAUGGGCUGGCCUUGAACUUGUGAUCCUUCCCUAUCUGCCUUUCCAGUGCUUGGUUUUACCACACUUGGCUUUCCACCUCUUUCUACUGUGUUAUUAUUACUAUUUCAGAUUAUCUCUCAACCUCUGGUUUUGCCUAAGUGCUGACUCCUUCAUUGACUCCUUUAGAGAAAGUGAUUGUGACCAAUACAUACUACAUAUUAUUCCUGUCCCUCAAAAGGGUUUCUUUAGUCAUCGGUACGAUGGUACGUACAAACACCUUAAUACUUUGAAUCUAACUUUCCUUCAGGAUGAUGGAGUAGCUUAUGAAUUUUCCCCCUUAUUAAAACAAGGCAUGGUGGUGCAUGCUUGGAAUCACAGCACCUAGGAGGCAGGGGUAGAAAGAUCAUGAAUUUGAAGCCAGUUUGGUCUUAUAUAAUAAAGCCUUUUGUCAAAAAACAAUGCAGACAAGGCUGGGGCUAUAGGGCAGUGGUAACACACUUGCUUAAUGCACAUACCCAAGGUCUAACACAAGAAAACCAACAAAGCAUUUUUGUUAACUACUAGUUGUUGGGCAGGUGAGGUGACUCGGCGGAUGUGAUUCUUGCUGCCAGACCCGAUCACCUCAGUUUAAUCCCUUGGAUCCAUAUAGCAGAAAGUACAGGUUGUUUACGUUAUGCAUUACCGUGCAUGUGUGCUCUCCCACGCACAAUAGGUGUAAAUAAAUGCAGUAAACAGAAAUAAAUUACAUCAAAUACUGCUAUUUACAUUUCAGACUACAGCAUUUCUUGUAAAAUUUGGUGUACAGAGAAUCAAGAAUUGUUCUUUAGAGCAUUUAAGGUCUAAUUCUGAAUAAUUGGAUUACCUGAAGAGACAGAACAAGUUUUUAUUUCAAUUUAAACCAGGUGUGGUGGCACCCACCUGUAAUUCAGCCUUUGGGAGGCAGAGACAGGAUGGUCCCUGAGUUCAAGACCAGACUGUUUUCCCUGCAUCUAGUUUUACAUAGUGAGUUUCAGGCCAGCCAGAGCUACACAGCGAGACCCAGUCUUAUAAAAAGAGAACAAGCGAAUAUAUAUGUAUAUAUUGUUGAUUUAGAGGUUGAUUUUAAGUCAGAGAAUACUAUAGUUGUUAAAUACUUUUAAGGCAAGAGUGGUGAUUCAGUGGUUUAGAGCACCUGCUGCUAUUUUAGAGGACCCAGGUUCAGAUCUCAACACCCACCACAUGGCAGCUUACAGUUGUCUGUAAUUCUAGUGAAUAAAUCUAAAGAACAAUAAACCAAUGUAACAUAGUUAAAACCCAUAGUGACAGCCUGGCAUCCUACUUGUUAAGUGUAAGGUUAUUUGUACUAGAAAAGUAAAAUUUACUUUGGGAAAUAUUUUUAGAUCUUUACGUACCCAGUUAUUUCACUCCAAGAAAAUAGAAUUAUCAGUAACAGCAUAAGGAAAUAGAACUUUACACUUGGACUCCCAGUCACCAGCACUUCUUCCGGCCUUGGUUUAUUUAUUGUUUCUCUCAUGGCACAGGUGUAAUUUGUUACUUUCAGAGCAUACAGCAGCCACACUGGUACAGUAGUGCUCCCUGAACUCCCCACUGGGGCAGCGGUGCUCCCUGAAACUCCACACUGGGGCAGUGGUGCUCCCUGGAGAUUCAGAAGUUACAUCAUAACACGUUUUCUGUUUGUGUAUCUAGCUGUGAAGAAACACUGAUAGUAUUUUGUUCUAAAAUCAGAUAUUGCCCAGUACAUCUGUUAGUGUCAACACUGAUUUUUAAAGUUUUAAUGAUGUACAGAGUUUAAUUUGUUUUUUAAUGCAAUAUCAAUAUUUGCUUACGCUCUCUAAAUUCCUUAACAGAAUAAAGUUGAUUCAGUUGGCAUCUGUCUCAGAUUAUCUUACCUUGAAUGCUUUCUCUUUUGUUUUUUUCUCUAAUGUUUUUAUUUGUUGACAUCUAAGAGAAGCAUUAGUGUUGAUAUAUCUUUUUGUAUUUCUUAAGACACAGUCUCACUAUGUAGCCCUGGCUGGCCUCCAAUUUGCUUUGUAGACCAGGUUGGCAUUGAACUCACAGAUAUCUGUUUCUGCCUCUCAAGUGCUGGAGAGCAUACAUGGUGUGCAUCUUUUCUUAAGAAAAAAAAAAUCUCUUCAACUCAGAUUAUCAAAUGUACAUCCUUUUUAAGAAAUAAAUUUUAUGUAUUCU
Messenger RNA from Arvicanthis niloticus (Nile rat), 6029 nucleotides. RefSeq names its product DEAD-box helicase 46 (gene Ddx46). Lineage: Eukaryota; Metazoa; Chordata; Mammalia; Rodentia; Muridae. Gene Ontology annotation, molecular function: nucleic acid binding; ATP binding; RNA helicase activity. The record is from RefSeq and is a predicted model, not a curated record.